Fusarium odoratissimum NRRL 54006 is the source of this 342-nucleotide messenger RNA. RefSeq lists its product as uncharacterized. NCBI's taxonomy places the organism in Eukaryota, Fungi, Ascomycota, Sordariomycetes, Hypocreales, Nectriaceae. The transcript is spliced from 2 exons. The coding region runs from base 1 to 342 and encodes 113 amino acids. The record is from RefSeq and is a predicted model, not a curated record.
AUGAGGAUGAACAAAGACGCGCCUAUCAGGGAACUACCUCUGAGCCACUCCAUGCGUAAGACUUACACCGACUGUUACCGAAUGCAGGGAUUCACUGGAGGUAACUGGGGUUACACACUCAAUACCAACCUUGUAGGGGGGGAGCGCGAUGUUUUACCUGGUUCUCGAGGCAGUCGCCUAGAAUCGAAAGAUCGGAAGCUUGCAAUCUAUCUCCUUGGCUGGGAAAGUAUUGAGCUUCAUGAAGAUGCGAACAAAACGCCUGUUUUUGCAGAGGAGAUGAUUAAGCUGGGGCCAUGGAUCAAUCAAGAAAGUGGUGCAUGGUAUGUCCGGUUUGCUACUUAG